CUGCAGCUGCAGAGGAGAAGGAACAUUGUCUGCGCCGGAGAUGAAGUAUCCAACAUGUGUUCACUUUAUUUGGGGUCUCCUGACUGUAGCUGUGGUUCCCGUGUCUGUAGGUGAAAUGUAUACAUCGCUGCUGAACGUGAAGCAGGCGAUCAGUGUUGAACGGAAGCUGAUCGAUUACUUGAAAACUUACAUUGACCACGAGUUACAGAGACUCGAGGACAUCAAGCGCUUUUAUGCCAGAGUGUCCAACCUUCACACUGAGUUUUACAAAGGCCCUGCGACUGCGAUGGCGAACCCUCUGGUGGCAUUCACCCUGAUCAAGCGGCUACAGUCAGAGUGGCUGAAUGUAGUCUACAGCAACGAGGCCCUGGAGAAUAUACAAGCCCUCAGGUCCAGUUACAAGGAAGAAGAGGCUGAUCUGCCCAAACUGGAGGACCUUCAGGGGGCCGCCAAGGGGCUGAUGAGGCUGCAGGAUGUGUACGCUCUCCAGGUCACGAGCCUCGUAAGGGGUCGUUUCCAGAGAGUCACUGAUGGCGAGCCUGUUGAUAUCUACCUGCCUGCAGUGUCUGUCCCACUGUCUGGUGAUGACUGCUUCAUGGUUGGAAAGGUGGCCUACGAGCAGGAAGACUAUUACCAUUCGGUGCAGUGGUUGGAGGAGUCGGUGCGUCUCUUCAGAGGAUCAGGGGGCGAGUGGAGCCCAGAGAAUCAAGGCACUUUAGAGGAUGCUCUGGACCACCUGGCCUUCUCUCACUUUAAAACAGGAAACAUCUCCUACGCUCUCAGUUUAUCUCAGGAGUUACUGCAUCAUGAUCCAAUGAAUGGAAGAGUUUUGCAGAAUGUUGACAAAUAUGAGAAGUUGCUGGUUACCAGUCCACCCAUAUCAGUGAGGGGCGCUGGGCUGAGGAGACCCACCUCCAAUCAUUUAACCACCAGAGACACUUACGAGAGGCUCUGCCAGACACAAGGCUCUCAGCAGCACAUGCAUUUUGAAAACCCAAGACUAUUCUGCGACUACUUCACCAACGGGAAUCCUGCGCUGCUCCUGCUGCCAGUCAGACGUGAAGUGCUGAGUCUGCAGCCGUAUGUGGUCCUUUACCACGACUUCAUCACCGACACAGAGGUUGAGGACAUCAAGAGGGUGGCCCAGCCAGGAUUGAAACGAUCUGUGGUGGCAGCUGGAGAGAAACAAGCAACAGCAGAGUAUCGCAUCAGCAAGAGUGCAUGGCUGAAGGGCUCAGCACACUCCACUGUUGAGAAGCUGGACCAGAAGAUCUCCAUACUAACAGGUCUGAAUGCGAAGCAUCCAUACGGCGAGUAUCUCCAAGUAGUGAAUUAUGGGAUUGGUGGCCAUUAUGAGCCUCACUUUGACCAUGCUACAUCGCCUUCAAGUCCUGUGUUCAGGCUGAAAACUGGGAACAGAGUGGCAACCUUCAUGAUUUAUCUCAGCUCUGUUGAGGCAGGUGGGUCUACAGCCUUCAUCUACGCCAACUUCAGCGUUCCUGUCGUGGAGAAAGCUGCCAUUUUCUGGUGGAAUCUCCACAGAAAUGGUCAAGGAAAUGUUGACACGCUGCACGCUGGCUGCCCCGUGCUUAUCGGGGACAAAUGGGUGGCAAACAAAUGGAUCCAUGAGCAUGGCCAGGAGUUUCAACAUCGCUGCAGCCUGAAUCCUGAGGAGUGAGAGGGGUGGAGCGAGAGCUGGGCCCCUUUUUGGAAUACAAGAGCCAGCCUCUACAAUUGACAUGCACGCUUGCAGGCGGAGAGAAGGAGGGAGCCAGAAAGUGAGCACACAGGCAGGGGAGGUGAGAGCCGUUUUAGGGCAGCCUGUGAUUGGAGCCCCGGGCCCCAGGGAGCCUGAAGCACUGCAGUGGACACGGACAGCACAAGGCAGAGAGGCGGGGUAGAGGAGGACUGGGUCAGUUGGCAAUCAGCCCCCAGAGGCCAAAUGCUCUCUGGCUCCUACUGGCCAGUUCCUGCAGAUGGAGAGAGGCCUCUGCAUUCACGCACUGCGCUGGUUUCAGUUAACUGUGUGAGGCUGUUUGCCUCCUGCUUGCUCAAAAACUGACAUGUUGCAGUCCUUUUUCUACACUGGGCCCACUCUAGGGUCUGUCAUUACAAAUCAACACAGAAGUACGUUGGCAUACUAUAAGAAGUUUACAAAGCUACCUAAUGUGCCUGAAUCACAAUAAAAAGUGAAUA
Plectropomus leopardus (leopard coralgrouper) is the source of this 2196-nucleotide messenger RNA. RefSeq names its product prolyl 4-hydroxylase, alpha polypeptide III (gene p4ha3). Lineage: Eukaryota; Metazoa; Chordata; Actinopteri; Perciformes; Serranidae. Gene Ontology annotation, cellular component: endoplasmic reticulum. Gene Ontology annotation, molecular function: L-ascorbic acid binding; iron ion binding; procollagen-proline 4-dioxygenase activity. Gene Ontology annotation, biological process: peptidyl-proline hydroxylation to 4-hydroxy-L-proline. The record is from RefSeq and is a predicted model, not a curated record.